This is a messenger RNA of Rotaria sp. Silwood2, 840 nucleotides long. The record is from the annotation of a GenBank genome assembly. Lineage: Eukaryota; Metazoa; Rotifera; Eurotatoria; Philodinida; Philodinidae.
AUGUUUAUAACCGAAGAAAUAUUAAUUGAAAAUAUGCAAACACUUUCAUUAGAUUUAUUGGAGAAUAAAAAUACAUCAAUUUCACAAAAUUCACAAGACGAUGAAGAAGAGAAUAUUAAUCAAAAUGAAACAGAUAAUGUAUCGCGAAAAGAAACACGAUUUGAAUUACAUAAAUUAUUAAAAGAAAAUUUAAGAAAAGAUGAUUUACAAGAUAGUUUAAUUAAUAAGCUUUAUGAUUUUGAACGAAAAAAACUCUCUAUGCAAAUUGUACCUUACAUGCCAAUUUAUCCAGUACAAGUGAAUAAUAAUAAUUCAACAAUGGAUGAAAAAGAACAAGAACAAGAACAAGAACAAGAAAAUCAAAAUCAAAAUUCAUCUCCUAUUAUAGCUAAAGAAAUAAAAAAACAAGAUGAUGAUCUUUUAUUCAAACGACCAUUUCCACCAACGCCUUAUACAGUUGAAGAACCACCUGAAAAUACAACUAGGCGAACUUCAAAAAUGAAAAGGAGUUAUUCUCAAUCCGUAAGAUAUAAUAGCAAUCUUUCAGUAAUUGAAUUAAAAAAUGAUACAAUUGAUUAUUCAUUUCAUUCAACAGAAUCAGAUUAUUUUGUUUUUGAACCAAGUACACCUAUUGAGACUGACUCUUCAGCCAGCUGUUCGAAGUCUAAACUACAAUCAAAUCAAUCGUCAAUACAAAUAACUGAAUAUUUUGAUUUUUCAUCAAAAUUAUCAAGUAAUAAUAAUAAUAAUAAUAUUUCGAAACCAUUUGAGGAUAAUGAUAUCGACAUGGAUGCUAUUGUUUUAUCGGAUGUUAAUGACAAAAUGGAUGACGAUAUUUAA